Molecule: messenger RNA, 2017 nt
Organism: Caenorhabditis sp. 36 PRJEB53466
Lineage: Eukaryota; Metazoa; Nematoda; Chromadorea; Rhabditida; Rhabditidae
Source: the annotation of a GenBank genome assembly
AUGUCCUUCGUGCGCAAACUUGCGCCGAUUGUCACCUCAUCAAUCACGAGAAGAGGGUGAGUGUUCUUCGGUUUUUGAAAAUAAUGUGCCAUUAUUGUGUUUGUUAACGUAUAUGGAACUGAUGAAACUGAUAUUGUUCUCUUCUGACAGUUUGACAGAGUCGCAGAAUAGAUAUUCAAUGUCCUUUUAAAAUAUUAUCUGUGCGACAACAUAAGAGCCGUUACUGUAUCCUUAGUGAAACGGGAAAAAGUGUCAGUUUCGCUUUCAAAACACUUUUUCCAUCUUUAACAGUUUUUGAUUCAACACGGCGUCGUUAUUAUUAACGUAUGGUGCUCACUAAACUACAAGAAACGCAUUGGAAAUUAAUGAAACAUGAAACUGAAAUAUGCUCAAAAUAUAGCAUUUCUCAUUUGAUUUGAUAUCACUGUUUCAUGAGGUCCAUAGAUUAUUUUCACAAGUUCCGCUUGAUCUAGUUACAACCGUGUCAUUUCGGAUACACUCUAGCCAACCGAUUGCCUACGAAACCUUCCGAUUACCCGAAUAAGACUACAAACGAGAUAGUCUACUGACCUUGAGAGACACCAGAGAAGCAGAAAAGUGACUACACACACCCACUGAUAAAAGCCAUGUAAUUUCGCGUCCAAAUUGUUAUUAUUCCAUCAGAAUAAUGUGCUCGGUGCCGCGAAAGUCCGAUUUCAAAAAGGUGGAGAACUACGAGCAAAUCGCCAAGCGAUUCUUCGAUUUCACCGAAACCAACAAGGACUCUUUCAGGUAACAAACACCUUUAAAAAAUUUGGUUUCAAGUUGUUCUGUUCAGUCCGGCAACUCUGACAAACGGCCGUCAAGCGCAUCACGCGGCCGCCUACGGAGGACUCAUUUUCGCGCAGGCUCUCGCCGCCGCCGAGAAGACUGUGGAGGAGAAGUUCAAGCCGCACUCAACGCACUCGUAUUUCAUACUCAACGGUCAGUUUCUGUUCUGUUUCACAUGGUUUCUGAAUUAUUGAAACUGAAAGAUCAACUUUUGAUGAGCAGAAAUCAUAAACCGCAUUUUCAGUGGACACAAAAGAGCCGAUCUCGUACAACGUGCGCCGUGCCCGGGACGGUCGUUCGUUCAUCACUCGAACUGUGGAAGCCGUCCAAAAAGGCGCCGUCUGCUUCGUGCUCCAGUGCUCUUUCCACGUGCAAGAGCGGGAUUCGAUCGUUCAUCAGUCGGAAAUGCCGAAAGUGCCGGCGCCGGAAGUGCUGAUGAGCAUGCGCGACGCCGUGCCGUACAUGAAGGAGCUCGUCGAGAAGGGCGAAGUGACUCCGCCGCCGGCGAUGCUCAGAAGACUGCAGAACUACGAUACGCAAGUGUAUUCUGACGAUCAGGACCUUUUUGAGGUACGCGGGAGUUAGCAAACUUUUGCAUGGACGACAAUGUUUCAGAUGAGAUGUACGAAUCUGGGGAACUAUUACGGGUUUGCGAGCGAUCAGAAGCCGGAAAUGUGUUUUUGGAUGAGAGCGAGGGGCGAUUUGAGCGACGAUGAGAGGCUUCACAGGUGAGAUUCUGUGGAUUACUGUAGCAGCUGGUCAUGAUGAGAAUUGUUCAAAUUCCAUCCGAAGUUGGAUAAGUUGGCUGAACUACAUGCUUCGAAAGCAAACAUAGAAAGCACGUAUGUCUGGUCCCAAAGGACCAACUUUUCUGUUCUUGAGAUCAUUGCCUAGCCUAACCUCCUCAAAUUUCAGAUGGCUCGUCGCCUACAACAGUGAUUCUCUGCUCGUCUCGACUGCCGUUUCGGCGCACUACGCCUCCGGAUUCAUGCCCUCGAUGCUGUUCUCGCUCGACCACUGCGUCUGGUUCCAUCGGCCCGAAGUGCGCGCCGACGAGUGGCUUCUGUUCGAGUGCAAGUCGCGCAUCGCUUCGGGAGCACGCGCGACGAUCGAGGGAAGAAUCUGGCGGAGGGACGGAGUGCUCAUUGCCAGUUGUCAGCAGGAAGCCAUCGUCAGGACAAAGUCCGACGAGCCGAGCAGACUUUGA